Molecule: messenger RNA, 2701 nt
Organism: Echinops telfairi (small Madagascar hedgehog)
Lineage: Eukaryota; Metazoa; Chordata; Mammalia; Afrosoricida; Tenrecidae
Gene: G3BP2
Product: G3BP stress granule assembly factor 2
Exons: 12
Coding region: 211-1656 (481 amino acids)
Cellular component (GO): ribonucleoprotein complex; cytosol
Molecular function (GO): mRNA binding
Source: RefSeq, a predicted model, not a curated record
GUCGUUCGCCGCAGAUCCUGGCGCCCGGGAAGAAGUGGUAGUGAAGGGAACGCGCUCUCGGCGGUUCGGUGCCGGAGGCUUUAGCGGAAGGAGGGAGCGGGGAGAAGAAAGAAUCUUCUGCAGCCGCGUCCUGCCACUGUCCAGCUGACCUCCGCGCGACGUCCCCGCCGCUGCUGUUGGUUGGAGCAUUUGACAUUGUGCAGCAAAGAAAUGGUUAUGGAGAAACCCAGUCCGCUGCUUGUAGGGCGGGAGUUUGUGAGGCAAUACUAUACUUUGCUGAAUAAAGCUCCAGAAUAUUUACACAGGUUUUAUGGCAGGAAUUCUUCCUAUGUUCAUGGUGGAGUAGAUGCUAGUGGAAAGCCCCAAGAAGCUGUUUAUGGUCAAAAUGAUAUACAUCACAAAGUAUUAUCUCUGAACUUCAGUGAAUGUCAUACUAAAAUUCGUCACGUGGAUGCUCAUGCAACCUUGAGUGAUGGAGUAGUUGUUCAGGUCAUGGGCUUACUGUCUAACAGUGGACAACCAGAGAGGAAGUUUAUGCAAACGUUUGUCCUGGCUCCUGAAGGUUCUGUUCCAAAUAAGUUUUAUGUUCACAAUGAUAUGUUUCGCUAUGAAGAUGAAGUGUUUGGUGAUUCUGAACCAGAACUCGAUGAAGAGUCAGAAGAUGAAGUAGAAGAGGAGCAAGAAGAAAGGCAACCAUCUCCUGAACCUGUUCAGGAAAAUGCCAGUAGUGGUUACUAUGAAGCUCACCCUGUGACUAAUGGCAUAGAGGAACCUUUAGAAGAAGCCUCUCAUGACCCAGAACCUGAGCCAGAAUCUGAAACAAAAACUGAAGAACUGAAACCACAAGUGGAGGAGAAAAACUUAGAAGAAUUAGAGAAGUCUAUUUCUCCUCCUCCUGCGGAACCUGUUUCUCUACCACAAGAACCACCAAAGGCUUUCUCCUGGGCUUCAGUGACCAGUAAAAACCUGCCUCCUAGUGGUACUGUUUCUUCCUCUGGAAUUCCACCCCAUGUUAAAGCACCAGUCUCACAGCCAAGAGUUGAAGCUAAACCAGAAGUUCCAACUCAGCCACCUCGUGUGCGGGAACAACGGCCUCGGGAACGACCUGGUUUUCCUCCUAGGGGACCAAGGCCUGGCAGAGGAGAUAUUGAACAGAAUGAAUCUGACAACCGUAGAAUAAUUCGCUAUCCAGACAGUCAUCAACUUUUUGUUGGUAACUUGCCACAUGAUAUUGAUGAAAAUGAACUGAAAGAAUUCUUUAUGAGUUUUGGAAACGUUGUGGAACUUCGCAUCAAUACCAAGGGUGUUGGGGGAAAGCUUCCAAAUUUUGGUUUUGUGGUUUUUGAUGACUCUGAACCAGUUCAGAGAAUCUUAAUUGCAAAACCAAUUAUGUUUCGAGGGGAAGUCCGUUUAAAUGUGGAAGAGAAAAAGACAAGAGCUGCAAGAGAACGAGAGACCAGAGGCGGUGGUGACGAUCGCAGGGAUAUUAGGCGCAACGACAGGGGGCCUGGUGGUCCACGUGGAAUCGUGGGUGGCGGAAUGAUGCGUGACCGUGAUGGAAGAGGGCCUCCUCCAAGAGGUGGCAUGGCGCAGAAACUUGGCUCUGGAAGAGGAACCGGACAGAUGGAAGGCCGCUUCACAGGACAGCGUCGCUGAAGCUCCACUGUUGGCAGAGUCUUGGCAGUGGUAUACUAUUCAUCGUGUUUGCAUUCUUGUUCUUUUUUUUUUUUUUUUUGGCUUUGGAAUGUGACACAGCCUUUUUGAUCAUUUCUUUGAUGUGAAAAGCAUCUUUUGUUUAUCGGUUAAAUUGAGGUGGAAAUUAUUUCCCCAAUUCCACAACAGGAUUCACAUUGUUAAUUUAUAAAUUUAGACUUGGAGAAUUGCGGACUGAGAAAUGUCCAUACCUUAAACAGUCUACAACAAAAUGAACUAUAAUCCCAACUGAAUUCAGGGCCUUGAGUCAAAAAAAAAAAAAUCCUCUGCUGCACAUUUUGUUUUAAGUGUGACUGUUUCUGCCUAUUAAUGUUAGAAACACAAAUAAUGCAAUUUGUGCAAUUGGGGAAUCCUGCCUUUUUUUCCUUGACUCCCCCUCAAAAUACAAACCAAGAGAAACUCGUGACGCACUCAUCCAAAUGCACUCAUGAACUCGUUAAUACUGACAUCUGCAGCAGGAGGCAACAGGGGGAAAGUGCAUCUUUUUCAGUAAAGAAUAGUUGGUGAGAUGAUGAGGGCGUUUUAUCUGCUUGCUGUGACCAGCGUGUGUACUCAUAAACCUUAACAAGACUACAAGUAUACUCCAGAAGGAAACCAUUUAGUUAUGAACUUAAUAACACAAUUCAGAACUUCAGAAGCUUGGUCUUGAAUAUUAGACCAGGUUUAGUAGCUCCAUAUCUAAGAUUUUUCUACCUGCCCCUCUUCAGUACAGGGAUGGCUGGCUGCUCAACACACUCCUCCUGCCCCCUUUCCUUUCUUUAUGCUGUGUACAGUGAAAUUGUCUUUACUGUAUUUUUGUUCUCUGGUAAUGUAAUAAGCAUGAUGGUGCCUUCUAUUAAUACAUCAUUCCAGUCUUGCUGGUAUUUUGUACAGUAUAGUGUAUGAAUUGCUGUGCUGCGAAGCCAAACAGCUGCAGAAUGUUGAAAAAUCAUUGAAUUGUAUAAAAAUUGCAGUAUCUUUAAAAUCAGUAAAAUUGACUAGCAUUUUA